GGGCGGGUAGCCAAUGGCUGACGACGAGAUCCCGCCUCCUCCUCCGCUCCGUUGCUGGGGCAGCCGCUGUCAAUAGCCCCCGCGCUCUGCCGCGGCGGCCCCUUUAAGCGUCGCUUGGCAACGGCGGGCAGGGGUAAACGGUCGCCCUUAAAAGGUACGCUCACGUGCGGUUGUUAGUUGUUGUAAAAAGCCUUACUCUAAAAAUAGCGUUCGGUAAGAGCUUCAAGAACUUCUCCCCAGUCAAGGCAAAUUGCUUGCUUACCCUCUGGGGACUGGAGAGCUGCCUUCAGGAAUGGGAAGGUUGAACUGGGUAAGGCUACGCACACCGGAGGCACACGCAGAAAUACCAGCGACGGCCUGGGCCUCCUCGGUAGAGGAUUUGGAAACAUAAAUCUCUUUCCCUGGUUGUAGGACUGGCCUAUUUGGACUGCCGUUUCCUCAUCUCCAACCUGGGACUUUUUCAUUUUGAGAUCCGCUGACGAAAGUUACGCUGUUACUGUCACGGCGCCAGAUAAAUUUAACGUUGGCUUUUAAAACCAUACAGCGUAUUAAUUCGCCAAAAGCUGGUAAACUUAGGAGAAAUGCAUACAGUGAAGUCAGCAGCUGCAGAAAGCUUCCCUAAUAAAAUAUUUGCUCCUCACUGAAGCCUCAUCAGUGAACAUGUUUUGAUGUGAUACAAGUAAAUUCUUUUGCUCCUCUCUUUUCCGUGAAAACUGCAAUAUUUGGAUGUGAAAAAGAUGGGUGGAGGAAGAGGAGGGAGGCAAAUUUCUUUUGAAGUUAUUCUUAAGUUCAGCACUUUAAUAAUGUGGGUUGAUGCUUUUGUACCUGUCUGAAGCUGGCUUUCUUGCGCUGUCCCUCUCUCAGAAUAGGUGGAAAAACUGCCUGGAGCGUUAGAGUUGAGCAUUUGUACUCAGGAAGCGUCAUAUGGUGCCCAGUAAAAGCAUGUAGCAGCUUCUGGUCUUAGAAAGCUCCCAAGACUGUGUCCCGUUGAUGACCAGUAAUUGAGCACAGAAAAAUGCAUUCUGAAUGAUAACUACUGCUUGCUGAACUGAACUGCAAAGAUCUCAUGCUUUGGAGAUGAAGAUGAUAAACCCAAGGAAAUAAUCCAGCUGCUGCCAUUGUGGCAACUGAAAGAUCCUUUGUGUCAAAAUGAACAGUCUUUGAGAAAAAUCUGGAAAGCCAUUAAAUCUGAAAAAUGGGAGAAAGAGUAAGGAGCCCAGAUUCUGAACAUGACAGGAAAUCAGAGGGGGAUAAAAAUAGUGACUCCUAUUAUUCAGAUGAAGAUAAUGCAUCUCGUUCAUCUGGCCAGUCGCCAACACUAAGCUAUCCAUCUACAAGCCAAGAAAAAAGAGAUCACAAAACACAAACUUCAAACAGCCUUGUGCACUACCAAGCCACAAAGAAAUUGGGUUCCAAAUAUGCACCAAGCAAAAGAGGGACGCGGUGGGGUUUCCGUUCUCAGAGCCUCACUAGGGAUUCUCCUGCAAAAGAUAUAGAUCUUGUUACAAAAAGAGUUCUUUCAGCUAGGCUGCUGAAAAUCAAUGAGCUCCGAAAUGAACUGACUGAACUCCACAUCAAACUAGAUGAGCUGCAGAAGGAAAACAGGGCACUGAAGAGGCUUCAGCACAGGCAGGAGAAAGCCUUGAAUAAGUUUGAAGAUACGGAAAACGAAAUCUCACAGCUCCUUGCUCGGCACAACAAUGAGAUUAGAAUACUAAGGGAGCGCCUACGAAAAUCUCAAGAGAGAGAACGUGCAACUGAGAGACGGCUGAAAGAUUCGGAAGAUGAACUGUACAGAACAAAAACUGUCUUGCAGAAACUGAAGAAGCUGUCUGCAGAUAAGCACCUUGCCGAAAGAGAUGACCUGGCAAAGAAACUAGCCUAUGCGGAGAGCAGGCUAGAGGACAGUGAAAAAAGAAUUAAGGAUCUGGAAAAAAAUCUUGAAUUGAGUGGUAGCAGUUUUCAACGAGAGUUACAUUCAAAGAAGAAAAAGAUGUAUGAGGCUCAAGAAGAAAAUAGAGUUCUCCAAGAAGAGCUUCAUCAACUAAAUCAGAAGCUGAAGGAAAAAGAAAGAGAACUUGAAGCAAAAAAUAUAUAUGCUAAUCGUAUGUUGAAGCUAUCACCAAGAAAAGACACGGAUAUUAUACAAAGAAAAAGAGCCAACAACCAAAAUAUUAAAAAAGGAGCACAGCUCACAAAAGGUGUACAGACCAGUGGAUACUUCUCACCAGUAGAAUUUCUUCCCGAAUCAGAACUUGUCUGUGGUGACACAGUAAACAAGAAAGAAGGGAUUCUUCCUAAAAUAGAAAAAGAAACUCAAGACAAGGGAUGGAGAGAGCAAGCAGACCUCCUCAGACAAGACCAAGACCAGGAAAGGGAAGAGAAACUGAAACGUUUUCCGGAAAUACAGGCUUUAGAGGAGAGGGGUCUAAAACUUCGUGAUGAGUGGGAAAGGGAAGAAUAUGACAAAAUGAAAAAAGAAAGCAGCUUUUUAUUGGAUAAAGAAGAGAAAACAAAGAUGGAGACAGAAAUCCACAAACCUGAAGUAGAGAGAGAAAGCACUGAAAUGCUGGAAGAGCGGCGAAAAAGAGAGUUCCUGCUUAGUAAAAUGCAAGAAAUUGACAGAGAAACGCAAAAUAUAACAAACAUGAAACCUGCUUCCCAAGCACCACUCAUAAAUACAGCAAGAAAGUCUGAUUCCCUGGAGAAAAAAGAAAAAACUAAUCAAUUCUUUGAGAUUCCUGGGAAGGUUACUAAUGGAUUUCCUGCAGAUGACAGCCAGGAUGAUGCCACAAGAGCACAAGGGCAGAAGCAACGAAAUCCAAGGACUGUAGAUAUAAGUAGUAAGUUAACAUUUGGUAGUUAUGUACCUUCCUUUGGGAAAGGAUCGGGGAGACCGAGUUGGCUUACUCAAAAAAGUGACAACAUGGAAGAAAAUGUUAAGGAAAAUGCAGACUUCAAUAGUAAGAAAGAAAAAAAGUCCAAUUUAAUGGAGCAACUCUUUGGAAGCAGUGCCAGUACCAUUCUUUCUAAAAAUAACGAUACAACACCUUUUGACAUAAAUUGGGACUCUAGUAAUACUCUUCUUGUCGAUAAAAACAGUAAAGUCAAAGAAGACAAUGAGCUUUUUGGUGAAGGAAGAAACCUAAACAGACACCGUUUGCAGCACACUACAAGCAAGCUAGGAGUUAAGACCCUUGGUUCUUUAGAGGAUGAAAUCGAAGAAGUAAUCUUACAAUGAUCAUAUUUUUGUAUGUUUCAUAUGUAAAUACUGAAAAAAUAUUUUCAUGUAAUAUUUAUUAGAUACAGAUUUGAAACAUUUCAGAUAUAUUGUAAAGCCUUAUGAAGGAAUAAUUUACAUAAAUGGGAAUAUGUAUAGAGGAAAGAUGCACUUUGAUAAAACAGCCUAACCUACAUGCAGGAAAUUUCAUCUGAAAUGUAAUAUCCAAAUACAGACCUUGGAGAUCUGGCAGUGACUCUUUUGGCAGAAAGACAGGGAAGGUGUCCUGAGGGACUUUGAUAGAUGAGGUAGGUGCUGGCCGGCUGCUUCAGUCAAUCAGAGAAGAUGCUUUCGCCCCAACUUGGGCUUCAGACCGACUGUCCCUGUUGCCGUGUGGCUCCAUCUGACUCGUGCAGCUGUGGCCUGGGGUCCACGAGGCUCGGUAGCGCAGAGCUGGUCGGGGUGCCGUAGGAAUGGAAGGACUUGCCGAGGCUUACGCUCACUUGCGCCCUUUGCUCACGUUCUCUCUCGCACCCUUUGUGCUCCCUCUCCCUCUUGCUCUCUUGUGCACUCUCUCUCUCACUCCUGCCCUUUGCUUGCUCUCGCCCUCUCUCUCUCGCCAUCGCUCUCUAAAUUUUUGAGACUUACUGAUGUGUAGUGGUAUGUUAAGUAAAUUACACUUCUCACAAGGGAGCAUUAUUAUUUAUUGCAGAAUAAGUUGGCUAAGAAGUCGGCAAGCUUUUACGUGGCAGCCCUGGCAUUCAGGGCAGCUACUAGAUGAGGAUCUCUGGCUAGCCAGCGCAGGAAGUGUUGGGGUUUUUUAACACGUAGGCUCCUCACAGUACACUGCUUUUCAUUUGGAGUACUUCUUUUAGGCGUCAGAUACUUUCUUUUUCAGGCACUUGGAGAGUCUCUUAACUGUGUCACGAGAAGGCAUGUGUAACAUCAGUGUCAUGAAAUGGAUAGAAGAGACGUACCUAGAACAAAGGCUCAGGUAGAAAGAGAAUAUUCUACACUGCAAUCAUGUUAUCUCAGAAGAACAUCAACAGAAAGAAAAUUAACUCAGGAACAGCUGAUCUCUCUUCUGCAUAGGUUUUCUGUAGACCUCACCACCAAGUUUGUCUAACUCUUCUCAUAUAUUCAGGUUAUAUUUAUUACAUAAUGCCAUUUUUUGUAAUUUCUGAAUUUUCUAUGUAAAAUUCCAAUUAUUACUAAGUCAUUUUUUAACAAAAUGGUUUUAUUAAAUGACUUGAGUAAAA
Molecule: messenger RNA, 4479 nt
Organism: Aquila chrysaetos chrysaetos
Lineage: Eukaryota; Metazoa; Chordata; Aves; Accipitriformes; Accipitridae
Gene: LCA5
Product: lebercilin LCA5
Exons: 10
Coding region: 1196-3241 (681 amino acids)
Biological process (GO): intraciliary transport
Cellular component (GO): axoneme
Source: RefSeq, a predicted model, not a curated record